AUGUUCAUAUUACCUCGCCUCAGGCAGGAGGCGCGCGCGACCUUCACGCGUGUUCGUUCCCCACCCUCGAACGCGAAAUUCACGGCCUGCCCUCUUUACCUUCAAAUCUCCCAGCUCCCUCUCAAACUCCAGCCAAUUCUCCCUUAUAAUCACCCCAAGAUGUUGGAAGCUCGCCUAGAACAUGCCAGUCUGCUCAAGCGCGUCGUCGACGCCAUCAAAGAUCUCGUGCAGUACUGUAACUUCGACUGCAAUGACUCCGGCAUUGCCCUCCAGGCCAUGGAUAACUCCCACGUCGCCCUCGUGUCCAUGCUGCUCAAGGCCGAGGGUUUCUCCCCCUACCGCUGCGACCGCAACAUCCCCCUCGGUAUCGACCUGGUCUCCCUGACCAAGGUCCUGCGGGCUGCUCAGAACGACGACAUUCUCACCCUCAAGGCGGAUGACUCCCCGGAUGUUGUCAACCUGAUGUUCGAGAGCUCGGAGACGGACAGGCUGAGCGAGUAUGAUAUUAAGCUGAUGGAUAUCGACCAAGAGCACUUGGCUAUCCCCGACACAGAGUACGCUGCUACAGUGGAGAUGCCCGCGAGCGAGUUUCAACGAAUUUGCAGAGACUUGAAUAACCUCUCUGAGUCCGUCGUGAUCGAGGCCACAAAGGAAGGCGUCAAAUUCUCCUGCCAGGGUGACAUUGGCAGCGGUUCCGUCACCAUCCGCCAACACACCAGCGUCGACAAGCCCGAGCAGAACGUCUCCAUUGUCCUCAGCGAACCCGUCGCCCUCACAUUCUCCCUCAAGUACCUCGUCAACUUCUGCAAGGCCACUAAUCUCUCGGAUAAGGUGAGCCUGUGCCUCUCCCAGGAGGUACCUCUCCUCGUCGAAUAUGGUCUUGGAAGCGGCCACUUGAGGUUCUACCUCGCUCCCAAGAUCGGCGAUGAGGAAUAA
Molecule: messenger RNA, 936 nt
Organism: Aspergillus calidoustus
Lineage: Eukaryota; Fungi; Ascomycota; Eurotiomycetes; Eurotiales; Aspergillaceae
Source: the annotation of a GenBank genome assembly